Molecule: messenger RNA, 1782 nt
Organism: Drosophila miranda
Lineage: Eukaryota; Metazoa; Arthropoda; Insecta; Diptera; Drosophilidae
Product: vitellogenin-2
Exons: 4
Coding region: 631-1404 (257 amino acids)
Source: RefSeq, a predicted model, not a curated record
UCACCGCACAGCCGCAACGGAGUGUGCACGCGUCAGCAGAGCAAAGAGCAGAUCAGAGCAGAGCAGAGCAAAGAGCAGAUCAGAAAAAGCACUCAACAGUUGCGUUCAAUUUGGCUCAGCCGUUCCACAGCAGCUACCUUAUAGCUACCAUAUUUCCAUUUCCAUAUCCAGUAUAUCCGCCAAAAGCUUCGAAUCUGAAUCCGAGUUUUCCGAACAAGUUUUCCAGUGAAUGCGAAAAUUAAUCAUUUCCAAAAUUCAAGAUUCAAGUUGUGGCAGAAGUUGAAAAAUUGUCGAAAUUCAAAAUUUUUUUUGCAUUGCGCGUGAAAAAAUCGAAAACACACCCAAAAAAAAAGUGACACACUUCAAAAGUUACAAAUAAUUGUAAAAUAACGAACGGAAUAUCCACUGAUAACCUUCAAAACUAAGCCCAAAAAAAAACUUGUAAAUAAACGCAAAGUAGACUCAAAAGUGAAACAAAGACAAGACGAAAGACGAAAAACGAAUAAGUGGAAGGAAAAAGUACUCUAAUUGAAAUUCGAUCGAGUGGAACUAUUGCCAUCCCAGCCACCCAGCCACCCACGUGUGUACUCCUUGUAGAUAGUCAUCUCCCUUACGCUCAUUGGGUCAACCAUGGAUGCGCCCAAGCAGAUGCAGGACUAUUGGCACAUUCCACGCGCCUCGCUGGCCUCCUCCAGCAGCUCGGCCAUCAGUUCGGCCAGCUCCUCAAAGUCAUCAAACAAAUCGAAUUCCAAUCCCCCCACACUGGCAAACCGGAGUCAGCAUCAGCAGCAGCAGCAGCAGAACAGCAGCAGCAGCAGCGGGAAGACUACAAGUGCGACAAGUGCUGCCGUGACCGCUGCGGCGGCGGCAGCAGUGCUGGCAGCAGCCAAACGGGGAUCGCGCAGCUCUCAGGACUCCAGUGACAGCAACAACAGCACGCGGAGCGCUGCUUCCGGCUCACUGCUGCUGACGGCAGCGAAUCUGGAGCGCUUCGCGGAGAUCCACAAGAAGCAGGAGCGGCACAACAAGAUGUUGAUGAACAGCACGUCGCCAACCUCCUCCUCAUCGGCCAACUACAAUGCGAAUCUGGCUUUGGCCAGCAACGGCAGCACUCCUGGAAAGGAUGCGGUGAUUGCCAUCGAUGGCCACGAUGGAGCAGAAGCGGAUCCAAAUUUGCAUUACAUCAAAACCAAAGACCUCGACACCGUGUCCAUUGCCAGCUCCAUGCACUUUACGAUGGUCAAUGGCGACAACGGACCUCCAAAGAAGCCCAAGCGGGGACUCUGCGAUCGCGGACGCCAGGUCACAGUGCUGAUUGUCAGCAUGAGCACCAUCUUUAUGCUGCUCAUCAUGGGCAUGGUCUAUGCGCUAGAGAUGCGCGCCCGAGACAUGCCGAAGAGCUAAUGGGGGGAAGGCGGGCUCUGUCUAUCUACGAGAGUAUCCAACUCCUCCACUGGCUAGCAAAUUAGUUUAUUAUUUAUUGCAUUGUAUUCUGCUAUGUUUUGAGCCACCCCAAUUAUUUUUUUGUUAUUGUGUCGUCUUUGAGCUAGUUGUGUAAGCUAUUUAUUAAACAAUUUUUUUUUGGAGAGUCAGUUGAAGCUCGGAAAAUCGUAUCGGAAAAUGUUUUACCCCUGUGGCACGCACACACACAUACACGAUGCUAGUAUUAAGACAGAGAAAUAUGCAAACAAAUGGAAGCAUGGAUGUAUUUUUUUUCUGGUUAGCAAUUAAGCUAUUUAUCCCUGUGAUAUGUUUAAUAAAGUGAAUUUUCUAAUUGUAAAA